This is a messenger RNA of Rubroshorea leprosula, 863 nucleotides long. The record is from the annotation of a GenBank genome assembly. NCBI's taxonomy places the organism in Eukaryota, Viridiplantae, Streptophyta, Magnoliopsida, Malvales, Dipterocarpaceae.
CAAAACGGUAGUUAAAAAAUUUUGAUAUUCAAUAAGUACCGUUUCAGUAAGAAAACCUAUACACAUGCCAUUAUGGAAUUUCAUGAUCAUUUGACCGAUAUUUAUCCAUAAACUAUGAGGAUGCAGUGAGAAGGAGCUAGGAUUUGGUGCCUGGAUGCAGUGAGAAGAAGCUAGGUAGGAUUUAGUGACCAAAGCAGCUAUCAUCAGAGGAUCAAUCUUUCUGCAAUCUGCUAUUUGAAUGGGGAGUCCAAGCCUCUGAAGGUUUUUGACAGAACAGCUAGUCAGGUGAAUAAACUAAUAAUUAACUACGAUUGUGAUCCUAAUGAGAAGUGGUUGGCCUUGAUUGGAAUUGGCCUUGGGCCACCAGAGAUGCCAAAUUUGGCAAAAGGGAUUAUGCAGCUCUUUUAUGUGGAUGAAAAGCAUGGUUGCGAUCUUGAAGCACAUGCUGCAUCGUUUGCCACAUUUAAAGUACCUGGAAAUGAGAAUCCUUCAACACUUAUUUCUUUUGCCACAAAGUCAUCCAAUGCUGGGAAAAUUGAGUCAAAGUUGCAUGUGAUCGAACUUGUUGCUCAGCCAGGCAAACCUUCAUUCACUGAGAAACAAGCAGAUCUGUUCUUUCCUCCGGACUUUGCUGAUGACUUUCCUGUGUCAAUGCAGGUAUGGAUGUAGCCUUUACUGGUUUGUUUGUUUUUUUGUUUUUUUCUAAAUAGGUUACAAAUUGGGGAUGGGGAAACCGAACGCAACACAAGGAGUUGGGGAUGGCAAAACCAUUAGGUCAAGAAGGUCAGUUGCUAUUGGUUUGUUUGUUUUAUUAUUAUUGUUUUUUAUGUUUUCUAUAGUUUCACUAAAACUGAGGUGGAUGU